AUAACGCAAUUCAACGCUAUAUAUACUCGUAUUUAUCUUAAGUGAACGUUUUAAAUACCACACCUACAUUUGAUAACAAGUAUUUAAUAUGAUAGGUAUUAUUCUUCGUCAGUAGUUUCAAAUUUAGUGUUUGAAAGCUUGGAGUUUUAUGUGUAUACCUUACAACUAAACAUUUAUUAACGCUGCUUAGAACAGAUGAUUUUUGACGAUAUGUGAGUCAACAUACACCAUUUCAGGACGAAUUCUGUGUUACUUGCCGUCGAAUAGUUCCGUAAAAACACAACGACAUAAAAUAGACGAGCUGUAAUAACUGAAAAUAACAUUUUCUGAUAUAUUAUAUAUAGGUAAACAAACAACGGAAUUAUUUCAGUUUGGGCAUAGUGAGACAUAGUCAACCGUUCAAUCUAGCUGAAAUUUCAUUUUUAAAAAAAGGCCGACCCUGUGCUGAGAGGCCAAACAGGCCUUUUCACACAAAAUACUGAAUCUGCCUCUUUGAAAUGUUGACAAAAUGGGCUUUACUUUUUUUGACAUACAAAAUAUGCGUUGACUAUUUACAAGGAAUAACAAUUCCUUGUGAUCAAAAAUAUCAAGCGGAAAAUGGCAAUUUAUGUUAUCCCUGUGGCGAGGGGUAUUACAGGGUAUCAGACUGUGUCGUAAAUGGGGAACAAGCUAGAUGCAGGCCAUGUAGAAAUGGAGAAUAUCAGCCGUUUUGCGACAAUUCCACAAAGUGUGAUCAUUGCAAACUCUUUUGCAAAGAUCAUACUAGACAAGUCAAAGUAAAAAACUGUACUGUCACUAGUGAUAUAGAGUGUCAAUGCAAAGCUGGAUUCUACUGGAAACCGCAUACAGAGAUACCUGAUGAAGGCCAUUGUGCCCAACAUAGCAAGUGUAGAGCUGGAGAAGGGCUGAUUGAAAAUGGUACACCAUAUGAAAACACGAAAUGUAAACCAUGUGAGGAAGACGUUACCUAUUCCAGCAAUGCUUCAUUUGACACCUGUGUACCCUGUUCUGUGUGCAACUCAACGGUAGCUUUUAAAUGCACAACUACGAGCGAUGUAGAUUGUGGCACUCUGCCGUCACCAACUGAGAGUUCGUCUAAAUAUGGUGGUAAAGGCAUGAUGUUAGUGAUAGUAUUUUCAGUACUUGUAGCACUUGCUGUAGUCGUCGGCGCGUUACUGUUCUUGUACAGGCGACGACGAAAUACUGAAACGAAUAGCCCUAACGGAUGUAGUGAAGUAAACAGAGUUGAUAUUCCCAACGGGAGCACACAUGGAUCAUUACAGGGCCAAAAUAAAGAAGUUAAUUCUAGCCAAACAGGUAAUGGAGUUCAUUAUUAUCCUAAUCGACUGGCACGUGCUCUCGGAAAUACUGCAACUAGUUCACGGAAAGACCAUGCCAGUGACACAAGAAAUCUUUCACAGCAAAGAAAUGGACUGUUUCAUGGCAGUAUUGCGGAAAAAACUAAAGGUGAUUUCAGACUUAGUUUGUCAAAUUUACAGCAGUCCUUGUGGCAUAAUCAUGAAAACAGCGAAUAUGACGCACAGCAAAUCAGACAGACCGAAACUUCAACCGCUCUUGAUCACCAACAUGCAACUAUUAAUAUGCAAUUUAAUUCCCCAGAUUCCGAAGAUAACAGUUACUGUUCAGUGAUCGAUACCGGUAGAGCUUAUACCGUUUCUUCACAAAAUAGAUGUACCUCAAGUGAAACAUCUGAGAACGGUCUGCGAAGUGACUGUUCGAACAAACGUACAGGGUUGUUCCAAAAAAUACAUAAUACUAAAAACGGAGGCACUGCUAAAGACCAGAACACAAUCUAUGACAUUAAUCGGAGAUCGAAAGAUUGUACCUUCAGUGCAACGCCUGAAAACGCUAUUCGAAAUUAUCAUCCGGACAAUCGCGCAGAGAUGCUUCAAGAGAGACAUGAUACACGAGAAACAAGCACGGACACGAAAAAGGGAACUCAAGAUAUAGAAAAACAUAGGUCGAAGCUAAGCAACGGAUCUGCUAUGCCUGCUACCUCAGAAAGCAUUGCCAAUGGCAUCUUUAAUAGGCAGUUCGCUCCUGUAACUGAAGUAAAUAAUUCAAAGUUGAAUGGCGCUGUACAAGGUGAAAAUAUUGGUGAUAUGAGUAUGGAUGCCUUCGGAGUUUCGGCAAGGCACGGAGUACAACAGGUGUCCUUAUCGGAAUGCACUUCUGGAGAGGAGAGGAGUGAAACAAAUAAAGCAGAUUUUACCACUGGGACACAUGACUAUUCUGAGGUGGUUGAAGCAGAGGUAGGAACCAAACCAGAUGGAAGUUGUGGACCAGCAGUAACAGAAACAGUUUGGUUUGAAAGUAUGGAUUUUCUUGCACAUCAAAUGAGUUUUAAAGAUUUUAGAAAGUUCAUCAGAAGACUUACGGCAAAUACAUAUCCCAAGUUUCACGAAACGAUUGAUGUGAAAAUAGAAAACUCCGUAGAAAGUAAUGCGUCUUGUUCCGAGAAAAUGUACCAAUUAAUGAGAACCUGGAGACAGGCAACACCAGAAGCAUCACUAAUGGAUGUCUUUGCCGCUUUAAGACAAUCGGAGUUGAACGUGGUAUGUAAUCGUCUAAUAGGAUCAUUAAGAAGUAAAAACCUGUUAGACAGUGGAUUAGAGGAACAAUGAAUAGAUGAGAGCCGAAAUGAAAUUAAAACAAAAGCAUUACCUCGUAGCGAACUUCCAGUGCCGAAUACGAUACUAAGAAUAGAAAAUGAUGUAAUGGAAGAAGAAUGUGAUACCAAUUCCAGAAAUGUUAAUCAUGAGAUGAUGGAAUUGAAACCACUUUAAACCACUUUAAGAAAACAUUUAGUGUUCAGAUAAUUUACGUUUAUUAUAGGUUUCGGGUACGAAAUACAUAGCCAUGUGUAGUGUGCAUAAAUGUCUCCACACGUACUCUAAGUACGAACAUUUAUUUCGUACCAAUUGGACUUCUCUCAAACUACGAGUCAUAACUUGUAAGCGUAUGAUAAUAUCGCUAGGGCUAAGUAAGAAACCAAGCUAAAAGAAACUGGUCUAGAUAGCAAAAUUCUUAAUUCUGUCAUUUCAUUGUAUAAAGAUGUUCAAUGCUGUAUAAAGUUAAAUUAUUUUGAUUUAACUUUGGUUGGGAGUAAAUUGAGGAUUGAAGCAAGGCUGCCCAUUGUCACCAAUACUUUUUAAUUUGUAUAUCAAUGACUCAGUCACUGCUAUUAAAGAAACAAAUAAUGGUAACACAAUAAGUUACGAAUUGAUAAUUGCAGAUGACGUUGUAAUUCUGGCUGAAACUCAGGAACAAAAACAACUAGAUAUUUUAAAUAUUUGGUGUAUUGUUAAUAGUAUGACUGUCAAUUAUGAUUCAUUUUAGAACACCUAGUUGCAUACAAACGAGUAUUGUCUCUAUGUUGGGACACCUCCAUUACAUAUAAUACAUAGUAACUGUGGUUUCAACUUUUCAACAUUUUCAAAACUAUAUAAGAUAUAAUGGUUUUACCUGUUAUAUGGCAUUCAGCUCCCAUCUGGGGUGAUAACUCUUACUCAUGUAUAAAUUCUGUUCAAAGCAGGGCCAUGAGUUAUUUUCUGGGAAUGGGGAAAUACAGACCAAAUGCAGCUGUAUUUGGGGAUACGGGCUGAAAGCCGAUAUUUGUUUAACAAUAGGAUUGCAGUUACAAGACAGUUUUGCAGAUUUUCGAUGAUGCAGUAUUUGAGAUUAAAUAAAAAAAGUUUUAAACUUUCAUCCAAUGUUAGAUGUAAAAACAGUAUUAUUCGCAUUUAUAAAAUGUUUAGUAAUAUUGGCAUUGUUGGUAUAGAUAAUAUACAUUUACAACGUUGUUCUCAGAUUUCUAUCGAUGGGUUAGUGAAUAUUAGAGAUUGAAAUUGAUAAUUACAAACAAUCAGUAACACGAGAUGAAUCAGUAAGAGGAAAAUGUUGCAAUAAAUUAAGAACUUACUGACCUAUAGACACUUAUUUUGAAACUGAAUUUUAUGUUCAAAUGUCACAAGCAUUUCACGUCCGUAGUUGUAUGGCAAAGUUUAGAUGUAGCACCCAUCAGAAUAGGAACAGUGAGAUAUGAAAAUUAAGGUGUAAUGCACGAACUUGUUUGAAUUGUUUGAUCUGUAUUAAAGAUGAAAAACAUGUUUUACUAAAUUGUUCAUUAUAUUCAUCUGUAAGGGAAUUCCAAUGCUUUUGAUAAAUUAUAUGAUGUCAAAGAGAAAUUUUGUGUAUUAUUCUCUGACACAAAUAUAUAAAAGUACACAGCAAAAGCCUGUUUUGAUAUUUCAAAACAUAGAUUUUUUAUUGUAUUGUAGAUAAUGUCAGUAAUAUUUUAACAUUGCCAUUUGUAGUUGUAAAAAAUGUAUAAAGGAACAGUGAAUCAAUCUGCAAAUGUAUAUCAAUUCUGAUUUGACACAAUCUACAUAUUAUAAAAGAUUUAUUAACAAUACUUUAAACAAGUAUUCUCUGUUUCAUGUCUUAAAAGCCGUUUUAACUUUAUUUGGUCAUAGAUGGAUUCAAAAUUUCCUUACAGCAUCUGUCUGCAGCUAGUCACAGAUGGAUUCACAGUUUCUCAUUCUUUUACGUAAGGAAAUCUUAUUAUUGAAGAUUAAAUAGUUUUAUUUCAAUGACUUAGUGAUCUUAUUAAAUAUUAGGUCUUAGAAUAUGUAAAUGUAUGAAACUAUUGUAUAGAUCAAAAUGUCUCAUAUUUCUGUACAGAAAGGCAUACGUAUUAUAAUAUCUUAAUAAUAAACUGUUUAAAGAUACAUAAAAGAA
Mercenaria mercenaria is the source of this 4761-nucleotide messenger RNA. RefSeq lists its product as uncharacterized. Gene Ontology annotation, cellular component: external side of plasma membrane; membrane raft; CD40 receptor complex. Bases 498 to 2645 code for a protein of 715 amino acids. The transcript has 8 exons. Gene Ontology annotation, biological process: defense response to virus; positive regulation of blood vessel endothelial cell migration; cellular response to tumor necrosis factor. Gene Ontology annotation, molecular function: tumor necrosis factor receptor activity; antigen binding; protein binding. The record is from RefSeq and is a predicted model, not a curated record. NCBI's taxonomy places the organism in Eukaryota, Metazoa, Mollusca, Bivalvia, Venerida, Veneridae.